Molecule: messenger RNA, 321 nt
Organism: Pyricularia oryzae 70-15
Lineage: Eukaryota; Fungi; Ascomycota; Sordariomycetes; Magnaporthales; Pyriculariaceae
Exons: 2
Coding region: 25-321 (98 amino acids)
Source: RefSeq, a predicted model, not a curated record
CCCGUGCAUUAUUUUAUAUGUCGGAUGAACCGAGCACUGCUGUUUCCGGGCCUGGCGACGGCAAGAGUCCCCCGGCUAGGACCAACCAAGGUUUAUCGCUUUUUGUUGGUUUUUAACCCUCGCAUUCGUCGCAUCUUUGCCGCCUCGUCCAAUGAGGCUAUUGCCAACUGCACUGUCCGCGCUGCUGCCGAAACCAUGGGCGAGUCAUCGAUUGAUAUCAAGCACAUGGCCAUCGGUACUUUUGUCAGUGACCGCAAACAUUGUCUGAUGGGGAAAGCUAUUUGCAAGCAUGUGGUCCAGCAGGUCUACUGCCUCACCUGA